This is a messenger RNA of Trematosphaeria pertusa, 1419 nucleotides long. Its product is annotated as beta and beta-prime subunits of DNA dependent RNA-polymerase. The coding region runs from base 1 to 1419 and encodes 472 amino acids. Gene Ontology annotation, biological process: DNA-templated transcription. Gene Ontology annotation, cellular component: RNA polymerase II, core complex. NCBI's taxonomy places the organism in Eukaryota, Fungi, Ascomycota, Dothideomycetes, Pleosporales, Trematosphaeriaceae. The transcript has 11 exons. Gene Ontology annotation, molecular function: DNA-directed RNA polymerase activity; DNA binding; ribonucleoside binding. The record is from RefSeq and is a predicted model, not a curated record.
AUGAACUGCUGCAGUGAGCGACGGUGGCCGCCGCGAAGGAGCAGCAAGCUGACCUCUCGCGAUAUUCCUAACGGGACGCUGUGCAUCGCCCAUUCAGGAAAACCAUGUAUAAUAUACGUGCGGUCUGGUCAGGUCAAGAACCUGUCCUUGAUGUGUUAUGUAAGUGUCGGCAGCGAGAGUACGCCUAUUAUCGACUUCAUGACCCAGCGAAACAUGGAACUUCUCGAGGAGUACGACCCGGUCAUCAAUCCGACCGCCACCAAGGUCUUCGUCAACGGUGUCUGGGUAGGGACACAUAUGAACCCGCAACAGCUUGUGACGGUUAUCUUCACCGAUGCUGGACGUAAGCCUAACCGUGGCCACCUCGUAUACGACCAAACUUAUCUACAGAAGCUUCUUAAUAACUCUACAAGGGGACUUAUUCAUAACGGUGUUGUUGAAUACCUUAAUGCUAAGGAAGAAGAGACCGCUAUAAUACGCGACCUUAAACAAGGUGUCCAGCCCGCCCUAGAUGCAGACAAGAAGAACCGUCUAGGCCGCAUUAGGCCGAAACCAAACCCUACGGUUGCCAUCUACACGCACUGCGAAAUCCACCUGGCUAUAAUUUUAGGUAUUUGUGCCAGUAUUAUUCUAUUCCCUAACCACAACUAUUGCGUGGCUCUUACCAACUAUACGCUGCGCAUGGAAACUAUGAUAAAUGUUCUUUAUUAUCCACAGAAGCCGUUGGCUACAACGCGGUUCAUGGAGUAUCUAAGAUUUCGUGAACUACUCGCUAGUCAGAACGCCAUCGUGGCUAUUGCUUGUUACUCUAGUAUUAAUCGUAGUCUCUUUAGGAGUCUUUUCUACAGCGCGUACACGGAGCAGAAGAAGCGUAUUAGUGUUAACGUCUUAGAGCAGUUUAAGAAGCCUACGCGCGCUAACACUAUGCAGCUAAAGGCGGGCACAUAUAACAAACUUAACAACAAUAGUGUAGUUGCGCCUAGUAUCCGUGUUUCUAGUAACAAUAUUAUUAUUAGAAAGACGGCGCCUAUACUAGAAGAUGCUAAGAAGCUAGUUCUCUUUACUAACACUAAAGGUCUACGCUUCUUUAAGGUGCGCACACGAACUACAAAGGCGCCACAGAUUAGCGACAAGUUUGCCUCUCGCCACGGUCAGAAAGGUACAAUUGGUAUUACCUAUCGCCAGGAAGACAUGCCCCUCACUCGCGAUGGCCUCACGCCUGACCUAAUUAUCAACCCGCAUGCCGUUCCCUCGCGUAUGACCAUUGCCCACUUGGUCGGCGCUAUCAACGCCUCCGAAAGCGACGCAACGCCUUUCACAGACGUCACCGUCGACCAGAUCUCCAAACUUCUAGAGAAGGCUAAGCAUACGGGCAAGAAACCGCGCGCACAGGUUUACCUCGGCCGAACGUACUACUAG